CCGGUUGCGUAAAAACGGGUUCAAGACCGCCAUUUCCUCAUCCCAUGAUUAGACCCCAAUUGUGGCUGUUAGGCUAGGGUAAUCUAUUGUGAUCGUGUUGGCAGCACGUUAUUUGUUCCAGUGUGCACAAUGAGUGCCGGUAUACCGUACUUAGGCAGCAAAAUAAGCCUAAUAUCAAAGUCAGAGAUUCGGUAUGAGGGCAUUCUGUACACAAUUGAUACCAAGGAGUCAACCGUUGCUUUGGCUAAAGUGCGGUCCUUUGGCACGGAAGAUCGCCCUACUGAUCGGCCAGUGGCACCUAGAGAUGAAGUUUACGAGUACAUCAUCUUCAGAGCCCAUGACAUCAAAGACCUCAGAGUGUCGGAACCUCCUAAACCGCAGUCGACAUUACCUGGUGGCCUAACAAAUGAUCCUGCAAUUGUUCAACACUCGGCUACUCCUCUUGGAACUGGAGCAGUGUUUUCUGCACCGGCGUACAGUCAGCCACCAGUUUCAUAUGGUCCGGUGGGGACAUUACCGUCGUAUGCUAUGGCCUCUCAGUAUCCAUCGCAGCCUUUACCACCACCAAGUCUAGGUGGCUCCCAGCAAUCUGGUUCCCAGUCUGGCAGUACUACUCCUGCACAGCGGAAGAGCCCCACUAUGGAUGCUGGAGUUCAAGUUUCUGGUCCUCCUGCUGAAAAAAGACAAUCUCCUCGCGGGGCUUCUCAGCGAAGCCAUGGGCAGCAGGGUUCUGCAGGGCCAAGCAGGCAACAUGGACAACAGAUGCAGCACCAGCAAGCCUUGCCACCACAGUCUCGUCAAGGGGGCACUCAACAGCAGCGAGGCCGUAGGGGAGGAGUUGCUGGUGGUCCAUCUGGAGCAGCCGGUGCACGUCCCCGCCAGGGACCGUUCCGCACUACAAAGCCAAAGGAACCAUUGAAGUUCGAUCGUGAAUACGACUUCGAACAAGCCAAUGCAGAAUUUCAAGAACUGGAAAACAAACUGGCACAGACAAAGAUCAGUGAUGAAAAGAAAGACGACUCUGGCACUGAAACUCAAGUUGGCGACAACCAUGAAGAUGACGAUGUGGUGUAUUACGAUAAGAACAAAUCCUUCUUCGAUAACAUCAGUUGCGAAGCCAUUGAACGGAGCAAAGGGGUUCAAAGGAUAGAUUGGCGGCAGGAACGCAAGCUCAACCACGAGACAUUUGGCAUCUCCGCGAACAACUGGAUGAGGCGCAAUGCAUGGAGGGGUCGAGGGGGAGGUUUCUGGCGUGGAGGGCAGCGCGGUGGCCAGCGUGGCGGCCGUGGUGGAGGAAAUCGAGGAGGCAGGCCACGCAACGGAGGCGUUCCACGGGAUGGUUGGUCGUCGGUUCCUCGGGCAGAUACAAGCAGCAGUGUGGAGCCCACAUGGCCAUAGUCUGCAUUGUUCUCCCACUGCUUUGCACAGAGACCACUGUAUAUACCCAGCCAUGGGGGCUGGAAGCAGAGCAUCACUUGAGACAUGGGAUGUAGGGGCAUUUUUUGGCAGAGGCAUCUAUCUGUUCAUUGAAAGAAGCAAAAGGUGGCUUCACACCUUUUAGUGCACUGUGGGAUUUGUGCAGGGUACCUGAAGUUUUCUUUAGUAGUAAGAGUACCAUCUGCUUCACUGUGUGCACUUUUUUUUUUUUCGUUACAACAAAAUUUACGCUGAGACCUGAAGUCUUUCACCCCUAAAUUGCCUUUCUGUUCAUAUGUGCAGCCUAACAUAGCCCAUGCAUUACUUUGUAAUAUUAAACAUUCUCCUGUGUCUCUGCAAGCAACGCACAACCGAAUCUUAUUUAUUUUGUACUGUUCAAAAGACUCUGUCGAGAAACAAGCUGCCUUGACUUUCUUUAUGGCCAUAUUUUCAAGUUUAUUAGUCCCUCCCCCUUCUUGCCUUUGACCCCUUCAUUGAAAUCUGAGGGGGGUGAUAUGGUCCAGAAAAAUAAAAUCUUCAAUUCGUAU
This is a messenger RNA of Rhipicephalus microplus (southern cattle tick), 1964 nucleotides long. It is a transcript of the gene tral, whose product is annotated as LSM14 family protein trailer hitch. The record is from RefSeq and is a predicted model, not a curated record. NCBI's taxonomy places the organism in Eukaryota, Metazoa, Arthropoda, Arachnida, Ixodida, Ixodidae. Gene Ontology annotation, cellular component: P-body. Gene Ontology annotation, molecular function: mRNA binding. Gene Ontology annotation, biological process: P-body assembly; cytoplasmic stress granule assembly.